This is a messenger RNA of Hevea brasiliensis (rubber tree), 453 nucleotides long. RefSeq names its product proline-rich receptor-like protein kinase PERK7. The transcript has 3 exons. Gene Ontology annotation, molecular function: protein kinase activity; ATP binding. The record is from RefSeq and is a predicted model, not a curated record. Gene Ontology annotation, biological process: protein phosphorylation. Bases 1 to 453 code for a protein of 150 amino acids. NCBI's taxonomy places the organism in Eukaryota, Viridiplantae, Streptophyta, Magnoliopsida, Malpighiales, Euphorbiaceae.
AUGAAGAAAUAUGGUUAUGAUAAACUAGCAAAUGCAACUGGUUUUUUCAACGGCAACCGCCUCCUUGGCGAAGGUGGUUUUGGUCAAGUCUUUAAGGGAAAAUUAGAUGGUGAAGUUGUUGCUAUCAAGAAACUUAAAAUAAUAAAGCUGGAAAAUAAAUGGGAGGAGGGUGAGUUCCUUAGCAGUGUAAGACACCCAAAUAUUGUUAAGAUGAUUGGGCACUGCAGUGAGGGAAAAAAUAGAUUGCUUGUUUUAGAGUUUGUUCCUAAUAAGACCUUGACAUAUCAUUUACAUGGCCAACCUCAAAUUAUACAUCGAGAUAUCAAAGCAGAUAAUAUUCUUCUUGAUUAUAAUUUUGAACCAAAGGUGGCAGAUUUUUCGCUCGCUAAUUUUUUGCCAAAUACCGAUGGUGUUACUCACAUCACUACCAUAAUUAAGGGAACUAGCGUGUAA